UGUUGUUGAUGAUGAUGAUGAUGAUGAUGAUGAUGCACAGUACAUUAUGUAUUACAGUAUGUUAUACACUGUGGUAUACCUGACACCGGUAGUACUGGUUCUGUUUUAUGGUGUAACUGACGCCGCUCAAGCUUCCACCUGGGAGUACUGUAAUUGCACAUUUACAGAGUGGCAGACAUGGGGAGACUGUACUGAGGAAUGUUUCGGACAAAGAGUAAGGGAACGAGGUGCAACAUAUGAUGAUGAAAAAGAUGGAUGUAACAGUUUCACAGACUGUGCCACACCGGAUGAACGUUUUGAAUGGGGAAGUUGUAACACCGUGUGUGAAAACAACGGGUCUCCGACUGGAAAUCUCACAUUCCCCUGCACAUGCGCAUUAGGCUACUACGGCUCGUGCUGUACACUGAGAGUUGACUGCGGGGAACCAGAAGGCAUCAUCAACGGUUUAGUGAGUUUCACCACCACAGAUUACGACAGCCCAGCCACCUAUAGCUGUAACACAUUGUACAACCUGACAAACGGUGACGAGGUGCGCUAUUGCCAAGAUAACUUCACGUGGGGCGGAAUAAUACCAGAAUGUAUUUCGGUAGACCAUUGCAGUAGUACACCGUGUAUGAACAGCGCCACGUGUGUUGAUCUUAUUGGCGACUUCCGGUGUGACUGUGAUCAAGGGUGGACUGGUGAUAUCUGUGACGUAGAUAUACAGCCCCCAGUUGUAGAUGGAUGUCCCGAGAAUGUAGAAUUGAACGCUACACAAUCUACAGCUUUGUAUACCUGGAUAGACCCUGUGUUCACAGACCCUAUGGGAACGGAAUUGAACAUCACUUCAAGUCAUGCCUCCUCUACAUACAGGUUUCCCUGGGGUGAUCAUACUGUCAGCUACUUGGCAACAAAACUGUUGAAUGGCCUGCAAACAAACUGUUCCUUCAACGUCAAAGUUAGGCCUACCCCUUGCGACGAUCUGAAUAUUCCUGUGCACGGUGCACGGAUGUGUAACGGGUGGCGGACGGAUUAUGGGCGUUUCUGCAUGAUGUCCUGUCUACAGAAUUACACACUUGGCCCCGCCUACAGCUUCCGGACAUGGCGCACGUGCGGUGCUACUGGAACAUGGGUGCCGUCUGUUCAAUUUCCCGACUGUUCAUUGCGUGUGUACUCCGUGGAAGACGCAGUGUUCUAUCAACCGGAAUACGAGAGUCACGUGCACGAGAGUUCAUGUACGGACGCCAACACACAGUCGGCUCUAAAACAACUUUACAUUACCAAACUUAACCAGCAUUUUGGUCUCUCGUCUUUCUGCUCCAAUAAUCAAGCUGAUUGUACCGCAGAUAAUGUCGAGGUGGAAUGUUAUAAUGACGUCUGAAACAGAAUAAUAGAGCAAAACAUUUCUUGCAGAAAAUUUGACAAUAUAAAUUUCAUAAUUAGCUAAAGCUCAUCUUUUCGACCUUAGGCAUUCAAAUUCGUAUCACUAACUUAAUCAAAUAGACUGAAAUUCUUUAUCUCGGAAAACCAUUCAUUCAUUAUGAUGCUAAAUCAAACGCUAGGUUUCAUCAGGAAGAGAAAUACCCUGGUUUCGUUAUAUUCUCGUGUAUUACUAUUGUAAGUGACAAAAAGUGUGAAAAAUCUACUUCAAGGUUAAAAGAUGAAGGAGAAGAAUUUAGUUAAUUCAUACCAUAUAUUAUGGUGUUUACUGAAUUGAUCAUCUUGGACGAACUUCAUUAACUGAAAAGCGAUAACUUACAUUUUUGUUUGCUUGUUUGGUGCACCAACACAGUGUAUGUCAUUUGGCGCAGAAAAAGGAAAACUGAUUUUGGCUAACCUCGUUGUUUACAAGCUUACAAAGCAACACCAGGCGUCAAAACCACCUCACCUACUGGAGCUAAGAAAGGGCUUAAAAAACAUUGAAAGAGCCAGUGAAUACUUAUUGACACAUGCUUCAUGUUAAAGUAAAAUUAUGCUCAUUUUGUUUGUUGUAAAGUUUAUCUAAAAAGGGGAUGGACUUCAGAAGAAUACCUAUCAUAACGGUAGUUGACCCAUUUAUUGAUAUGGCAAAUGUGAUACAAAAAUUCCAAAUUCUUAGUUUCUGUUUGGCUAAAACUAUCAGCAUGUCAUUCUAUUGCAGCCAACAGAAGUACACUCAGGUGACUUACAAAUCAAUCAUAUGAUAUGUGUACAGAAACUGUAAGUGAAAGCUACGAGGUUCAAUGUACAAUGUAUAUAGCAAAAAUAAUCAUCCAAAAUUG
Ruditapes philippinarum (Manila clam) is the source of this 2240-nucleotide messenger RNA. Its product is annotated as sushi, von Willebrand factor type A, EGF and pentraxin domain-containing protein 1-like. Gene Ontology annotation, molecular function: calcium ion binding. The record is from RefSeq and is a predicted model, not a curated record. NCBI's taxonomy places the organism in Eukaryota, Metazoa, Mollusca, Bivalvia, Venerida, Veneridae. The coding region runs from base 47 to 1360 and encodes 437 amino acids. The transcript has 7 exons.